AUGUACUUGAACAAUGCUUUGAGAUGCGUUCGAUAUAACGGCCAUUUCCGACAUUUUAUCCGCAAUACAAGCACUACAAAAGCAGGCACAACAGUUCAAAAACUCGUUCUACCAAUUACAAGCUUGAAAGACAUUCACAGCGACAUAGAGAUCGGUGUAAGUACGGACACACCACUGGAGCCCCGAAAAGGCAGAAGGACUGUCAACAGAGGUGCUCGUGAGGCAAAAAACUCAUUACCGCCCUCACUGCAAUAUGUUCGAGAUACUAUGGAUAAGUAUAAGGACUAUGUUGUGCUAACUCAAAUGGGCUCGUUUUAUGAGCUAUAUUUCGAGCAUGCGGAAUUGUACGCACCGAAACUGAAUCUAAGUCUCACUAGCCGCGACUAUGUGCACGGAAAAGUGGCUUUCGCAGGUUUUCCUGUUCACCAAAUUCAACGUCAUUUGAAAGUCUUGGUGAAAGAAUAUGGAUUCAGCGUUGCCGUUGCCGAUCAAUUCAAGAAAGAAGUCGUUUUGUCAAAUGAUGCAAAUCGAUUUUUCCGCAGAGUAACUCGCAUCGUUACUCCAGGAACUUUUAUAGACGAAGCCUUCGAAAACUUGCAAGAGAAUACCUUCCUACUCAGUCUAGACUUCCCUGAGAACUGCAUGCAAAAGCCAGCUGACAUAGAUAUGAAAGUCGGUUUAUGUUGGUGUGAUAUUUCGACAGGCGAAGUAUUUGUUUUACAGGUACUUCUGAAAGAUGUGGUAUCGGCAAUAGCGCGCAUACGACCUAGAGAAAUUCUUCUAGAUGAAAACUUGGUCAAUUUCAAUAUUGAAAAUGGUAGGUGGUAUCCCGAGCUUGUUGAACUGAAGAAGUACUUCGUCACCUAUCAGCGUCUACCAUCUCGUCAUCGCGAAAUCAGAUCCUUUAAUCACCUAUUCUGCAAUGGAGAAACGCAUAACCAAAAUGUCGCUGAGCUGGACAUGACUUUGCAAGAUUUCACGCAGAAGGAAGUAGCAGCACUAAGAAAAGCGCUGCUUUAUCUGGAAGAACAUUUGCCGGAUACAGCAGUGAAUUUACAGAUUCCUCAGAGACAAUUGACCAAUUCUAUAAUGCAGAUUGACUCAAGAACCAGUUCAGCCUUAGAGCUUAAUACUACGCUUCGAACAAACACUAAGAAGGGUUCGUUGUUGUCUGUGAUACGCCGGACAGUCACACCGUCGGGCAGCAGACUUCUAGCCCAGUGGCUUUCGGCUCCAUCACUUGAUAUAUGCGAAAUCCAUAAGCGGCAAAAGAUAGUCGCCCUCUUCCAGAAUGAUUUCAAUAAAACUAAAGUCCUGAUCAGACUUUUAAAGCAGACGUAUGACAUGCCGCGGAUAAUCCAGAUGUUUUCUUUUGGCAAAGGCGAUGCUGCUGAAGUACUACAGCUUUCACAAUCACUCAAGAGGGCAGAAAGUAUUGGUAGUUUUAUAAAGGAAGAGCUCUGCAACAGGAAGCACGGGUCUAAGAAACUCUUUUCACCCUUGGUGCAAUCCUUAAAUUAUGACAAAGACCUAAUUGAUAGAGUUCACCGAUCCCUCGACGAGGAGCAGUUGAGAACUUAUGAAAAUGCUCAGGCCAUAGGCGCAAUCGAGCACGAGGAAACUGCAGGAGAAUCCUCUGAUCAAUUUGCUGAUUCAGUUCUUUGGGUAGUCAGGCCAGAUUCAAAUAUCGAGCUACAGGAAUUGCAUCAACACCACAAGUGCCUGUUGACAGACCAGAAAAACCUAAAACAAGAGCUUAUGGGUGUCUUCACUGGAAGUAUCCAAGCUAGAACAUUGCAUUUGAAAAUCAAGCAGACGAGCGAGUAUGCAAUCCAUAUUUCAGCUACCGCGGCUAAUAUGAAAGAGAUAUCAAAAAGUUUAAGAGAUGGACUUUCAUUCCAGGGCAGCGUCUUCCGUAUAUUGCAAAAAUCUUCGCAAAGCAUAUGGCUGAGCCAUAAGUCUUGGGUAGGCCUCGGACAGGAACUUCAUUACGCAACGGCCAGGAUAAGAAAAGAGGAAGAAGCGUUGAUUGAUGAAUUCAAACGGGAGUUCGUUUCUAAGAGUAGUGCCAUUAGAAGCACAGCACACACGCUUGACUAUAUCGAUGUCUUGGCAUCUUUUGCCCAGCUCGCUUUAGAAAAAAAUUUGGUCUGUCCACAUGUAGACUCGUCCUACAAUAUUAGCAUCAAAGAAGGUCGCCACAUCAUGGUAGAGGAUGCACUGACUGCCCGAUCGCUUGAAAAGUUUACACCCAAUGAUACUGAUCUUUAUGCUGGUAAACUGUGGGUUAUCACAGGACCAAACAUGGGGGGUAAGUCCACGUAUUUGAGACAAAACGCGAUAAUAGUCAUUAUGGCACAAAUUGGGUGCCCUGUGCCUUGCAAAUCUGCAACAAUAGGCGUUGUCGAUAAAAUAUUCAGUCGUAUUGGUUCAGCUGAUGACCUGUACAAUGAAAUGAGUACUUUCAUGGUGGAGAUGAUAGAAACUGGUUAUAUUUUGAAAGGCUCUACUUCGAGGUCAUUAGCAAUUUUAGACGAGAUAGGAAGAGGCACCAGCGGCAGAGAGGGUGUGAGUAUAGCCUUUGCUGCAUUAAAGCAUCUCAUUGAAAAGAAUGAGUGCAGGUCACUAUUCGCAACUCACUUCGGCAAAGAGCUGCGUACGCUGAUCGAAUCUAAAUGCAAACCAUCAUUCAAGGAACGAGUAAGCUACUACCAAAGCGCAGUCCAUGAUGGCGGAGGAGACACCUUUUUUUAUGAUCACAAGCUUACACCAGGCAUCUGCGAAAAAUCUGAUGCCAUUAAGGUUGCUCUGAAGGCAGGCUUUCCAAAAAGCGCUAUAGAAGAUGCUAAAGAGAUUUUGAUGGGUUACGGGCAAAGUGCACGAAAUGAUUAA
Molecule: messenger RNA, 2892 nt
Organism: Lachancea lanzarotensis
Lineage: Eukaryota; Fungi; Ascomycota; Saccharomycetes; Saccharomycetales; Saccharomycetaceae
Gene: MSH1
Product: LALA0S04e01310g1_1
Exons: 1
Coding region: 1-2892 (963 amino acids)
Biological process (GO): mismatch repair
Cellular component (GO): nucleus
Molecular function (GO): ATP-dependent DNA damage sensor activity; ATP binding; mismatched DNA binding
Source: RefSeq, a predicted model, not a curated record